GGGAACCUCUAUGUUGAAGAAGGAACAGGAAGGCAGUUAGGAAGCUGUGCCCCACUCCAAGCCAUAUAGGAGUGGAGCCUGAGGUAGUUCAGGCCAGCAGGGAUGGAGGGGAGGACCCAGAACUAAGGGCAUUUCUGAUGGGGAGAGCACCAGGCUGUGGUACCCAGGUGGUUGUGGGAGCAUGAGGGAGAGAGAGGGUUCUCAACUGGCUGAUUAGACUGACUGGCUUCUAGCUUAAAGGGCUGAGGGGACCAACUCAGAGGUUGGUAACCCAGGAGGUGCAGCAGCUUUAAGGGUAGGUAAGAAGGGUUCAGUUUUAAACAGGAUGAGUUUAAAGAGCUGGUGAGUCAUCUGGAUUGGGAUGUCCAAUAGGCAAUUGAUCAUUUUAGUCUGGAUCAGGGUGAGGGAUGGGGACCAUGGGAAUGUGGAGUUGAAAGUAAUACCACAGAACUGGCAGCUGAUAAUGUGGGAAAUGAACCAGCUACCUAAGGAGAGUGCAUGAAUUACACAAAGAAGUGCAAGAACCAGCUGGGCAUGGUGGCUCACGCCUGUAAUCCCAGCACGUUGGGAGACCAAUGCGGCAGGAUUGCUUGAACCCAGGAGUUCAAGAGUGAGACCCUGUCUAAUAAAAAAGAAGAAGAAGAAGAAGCAGCUGCUCAAGAACCACAGGACUGCGGAAAAUCCUACAGACCAGAGUCUUGUUAGGUGUGCCUCAAUCCUGAAGCAAGUCCCUAGGUCUGUAAUUCUCUGUAUUUAGAGACUGGUACAGGAAAUCCAGGAAGGAGCCAAGAGAGAAUGAAGUUCCAUAGGAAGCUUAAGUGUCCUGAGACCCUCAGAGAACUCAGCCCAGGGGUUAGGGGCUUGUGGCAAGGUGCAACAGGUGCUCCAGUCCCCAGCUCACUCGGCCACACACACCAUGUGUGAAGAGGAGACCACUGCGCUUGUGUGUGACAAUGGCUCUGGCCUGUGCAAGGCAGGCUUCGCAGGAGAUGAUGCCCCCCGGGCUGUCUUCCCCUCUAUCGUGGGCCGCCCUCGCCACCAGGGUGUGAUGGUGGGAAUGGGCCAGAAAGACAGCUACGUGGGGGAUGAGGCUCAGAGCAAGAGAGGGAUCCUAACUCUCAAAUACCCCAUUGAACACGGCAUCAUCACCAACUGGGAUGACAUGGAGAAGAUCUGGCACCACUCCUUCUACAAUGAGCUGCGUGUAGCACCUGAAGAGCACCCUACCCUGCUCACAGAGGCUCCCCUAAAUCCCAAGGCCAACAGGGAGAAGAUGACCCAGAUCAUGUUUGAAACCUUCAAUGUCCCUGCCAUGUAUGUUGCCAUUCAAGCUGUGCUCUCCCUCUAUGCCUCCGGCCGCACGACAGGCAUCGUCCUGGAUUCAGGGGAUGGUGUCACCCACAAUGUCCCCAUCUAUGAAGGCUAUGCCCUGCCCCAUGCCAUCAUGCGCCUGGACCUGGCUGGCCGCGACCUCACGGACUACCUCAUGAAGAUCCUCACAGAGAGAGGCUAUUCCUUUGUGACCACAGCUGAGAGAGAAAUUGUGCGAGACAUCAAGGAGAAGCUGUGCUAUGUGGCCCUGGAUUUUGAGAAUGAGAUGGCCACAGCAGCUUCCUCUUCCUCCCUGGAGAAGAGCUAUGAGCUGCCAGAUGGGCAGGUUAUCACUAUUGGCAAUGAGCGUUUCCGCUGCCCUGAGACCCUCUUUCAGCCUUCCUUCAUUGGCAUGGAGUCGGCUGGAAUUCAUGAGACAACCUACAAUUCCAUCAUGAAGUGUGACAUUGACAUCCGUAAGGACUUAUAUGCCAACAAUGUCCUCUCUGGGGGCACCACCAUGUACCCUGGCAUUGCUGACAGGAUGCAAAAGGAGAUCACAGCCCUGGCCCCCAGUACCAUGAAGAUCAAGAUCAUUGCUCCCCCAGAGCGGAAGUACUCAGUCUGGAUCGGGGGCUCUAUCCUGGCCUCUCUCUCCACCUUCCAGCAGAUGUGGAUCAGCAAGCCGGAGUAUGAUGAGGCAGGGCCCUCCAUUGUCCACAGGAAGUGCUUCUAAAGUCAGAACAGGUUCUCCAAGGAUCCCCUUGAGACUACUCUGUUACCAGUCAUGAAACAUUAAAACCUACAAGCCUUA
Callithrix jacchus (white-tufted-ear marmoset) is the source of this 2125-nucleotide messenger RNA. RefSeq names its product actin gamma 2, smooth muscle (gene ACTG2). Lineage: Eukaryota; Metazoa; Chordata; Mammalia; Primates; Cebidae. The record is from RefSeq and is a predicted model, not a curated record.